GCUAUUUCCUUCGGGUCCGAAACGAGUUUUUUUUAUCAAGUGUUUACACACUUACGUUUUUAAUACAUGCUGACGGGAUAAUGGGAAAUAUAGAGCUCUGAAGAAGGACAUGCAUUGUUGUAGCACGCUUUUCUAUGGCCAAUCUGCAUCAACAUUGCACCGUAACUGCUGUCAGAGGUUUCCACAUUACCAAGCCACAUUGGACCCCUAACGCUGGUGAUAUUCUGGAUAAUCAGUGCGACAUUUCAAAGAGACAAUCAUCCAGAAUGACGCAACGAGAGCUCCACAACUAUAAGUGCACUCUGAGUGAUGAACUCCUUGAGAAGGCCAAGAAAGAGCUGACUGAAGACCCUGACACUCGCAAACAGGAAAUACAGACUUUGAGGGAGAGGCUUCUCCGAUACCCAGGUUUGAAGUCCCGUGUGGAUGAUGUGUUCCUCCUCAAGUUUCUACGUGCACGCAAGUUUGACCAGGAGCGGACAUUUUCUCUAAUUCUCAAUUACUAUCAGAUGAAGAAAGAGAACGAGGACAUCUAUACCAAUAUGACCCCCAAAAGUGUUAAACCCCUGCUAGAUUCUGAAGUCGUAACUGUGUUACCUAAACCAAGCAAGUUCGGGGAAACGGUCAUCAUCUUCAGGGGAGGGCGAUGGAAUCCUGAGAAAUAUCCUAUUGAAGAAAUUUUCAGAGUGUCCUUCCUUGUCAACAGUGCUGUGAUAGAGUCAGAGGAAGCUCAGGUGAAUGGUGUACGGUACAUCAAUGACCUCACAGACUUCGGCUGGGCACAAGCUAAAACAUUCACCCCAACUUUCGCAAAGAAGUUCUCCACAUUAAUUCAGGACGCCUUCCCGAUGCGAGUGAAGGGCAUCCACUACCUGCAUGAACCAGCCCUGUUUGAGUAUGUCUUUUCUAUCAUCAAGCCAUUCUUGAAGGAAAAGCUAAGAAAACGGCUACAUUUUCUUGGAGAAAACGUGGAGGGUCUUCACGAGUAUAUUGAUCCUGAGAACUUGCCAGAAGAGUAUGCAGGAAAACUACCAUCUAUUUGUUCCCAGGAGUAUUUUGAACGCCUGCUAACACAUGAACAGGAAUUUGAAGAUGAUGCCAAGUUCGGUUUCCUUUCCAUGACGAUACAACAGCCCAGCAAGAAAUCUCAAGAUGCUAUGGAGAGUUUACCUGGAACCUUCAAGAAACUGAAUGUAGAUUAAUGUUUGUUGGAUGCUGACAUCAGUAAAACAAUUGGUUCCUGGGUACUGUUGCCGGGUGCUUGGUGGUCCAAAUUUUCAGACUUGUGGCCGACAGUAGAAAUAAACAGAGGUAUUUUCUGAUGCAAAAGAACCUGAUAAGUUGCUUUAUAACCUAACGACGGCUAACGUGUAUAUAGUAUAUUACAGUCCACUAACUCCACAUGUAUUCCAGAGUUAUAUCUCUUGUCUGUAUCAGGAUCAGCUGAUUGUAGUUUAAGAUCUCGAUUUCUCCCGACAUGAUCCUUGAUCUGACCGUACUAACUUGUGGGUUGAAAUAUUAGAGUGUGACAGUAUUACUAUGGGCUAUCAUCCCAUACUGACUGAAUUACUCCAUUAAAGCCCAACUAACAGACUUAUUUUAGUUCUUUCUUGUGAUGCCAUUUAUAUCAAAGUGAUACCCUGAACUUACGUCCAAGGCCCACAGUCCUGCUAAUGCAGCAUAUCAUCAAACAACAUGCAACAUUGGAUUCGAGUCUUGAAAAGUCAAAAUCAAUACAUUUGGUCUCAAUUCUACUUCAUGAAGAGGACAUAUGAUACAAGACAUAAGUCUUACUUUGUAAUAAACUAAUACAAUUGCUGUGGUUGUUGGUGCGGUAUGUUCCGAAUCGGGAUCCUAUUAGGAAAAUAGUAUGGGACAGCCCGUAGCUGUGUGUAGCAGUCAAUAUCAAAACUGUUUUUUUUACAAGGGAGCUGCACACAGAUCUGGUUACCCCAGCUACCGUGAUGUACGGCUGGGACGAGUCUACAUUUACUACCCUGGUACCCGACCCCCUAUGACCCGACCCUACCCAGGUAUCCGCUGUAGGUCUCUAGAGUUGGGAACAAACUGUCAGAAUGGGAAUUGUUUUACCCCAUUCCUUGCAAAAACUAAUCAGAUACAUGUAUAAAACAAUCUGGUCAUGCAUACACUGAAGUUGACAGAAGCUUUAUCUUUACCAAGUCAUAUAAAAGUCAGAAAGUCAUGCACAGUCAGAAAGAAAUGCGAACACUAGCAACCCACACUACAUGAGUACCCGAGUUACCCAUCCCAGCCCUACUCUCCAGACGUGUUUGAGGGCAGACCAGUUUGUUUCUUCUUGCACACACAUUCUGGGACAAGAUGCAGAUGCAUAAAGUAUCAAUUAAUUAUGAAAAUACAUUCAUUAAAGAUAACCAUGACAUUCAAGAAGGGGACAGGUUGACUGAUAUUGCUUAGCUUGCAAAAAGAAUGUAUAUAUGUGUCAAGUUGCUCACAAAGAGAUUAAUCUAUUUUUGUGCAUCAGAGAGUGAGCCCUUGACAGCCUUUAUAUUUGACAUUGGUCAGCUGGUCAGCUGGGUGGGUUUUGUUGCACCCCUCUUCUCACUCACUCACUCACUCACUGUAAACCAGGAAAAUAUGUCUGCCCAAAAUUUACACAAAUGAAAUAUUUUUUCUAGCUAUUGUAUACAUAUUUCUGAAAUGCACCCUGACCCUUGUCAUCUGCUGCUGUAGUGAGUGAAUUGGGAAUUGCGUAUUGCAGCACCUUAGACAACUGCCCACCCCCCACCCCACUGCUGUAAUAACACCUUGAAGUUAGCCCUGCAUGUCACCUGAAUCUCAGGACUCUACAUAUAUUUCUCAGGGUUGUUUUGAAGUAUUGUCUUGGUCAAUGUCAAAAUGCAGGAUGCAUAAUAAAAAAAUGAAAAACAA
Messenger RNA from Haliotis rufescens (red abalone), 2910 nucleotides. RefSeq names its product alpha-tocopherol transfer protein-like. Bases 135 to 1202 code for a protein of 355 amino acids. Gene Ontology annotation, cellular component: membrane. The record is from RefSeq and is a predicted model, not a curated record. Gene Ontology annotation, molecular function: phosphatidylinositol bisphosphate binding. Lineage: Eukaryota; Metazoa; Mollusca; Gastropoda; Lepetellida; Haliotidae. The transcript has 9 exons.